AUGUUAAAGAAGGAGUUUUUCAAUAAUGAGGUAAGGAUCAAGUUUGAGCAUGAAGGAGAAAAAAGGAUCAUGCAGUUUUCUAGACCAGUGAAAUUGAAAGACAUGCUACACAAGGUCAGCGAUGCCUUUGGACAGCAAAUGGAGCUACACUUUAUUAAUAACGAGCUUCGCACUCCACUACGAUGCCAAAAUGAAUUGGACAAAGCAGUUGAGCACUUGGACCUCAAUUCUAGUAAGAAAAGCCUGAGGAUUUUGGUUAUGCCUCGAAAGAACAGCCAUAUGAACUGUAAAACCACGGAGAAGUUGCCUGAAAUUAGAAUGGCAAAAUCUAUGGGAGACUUGUUGGGAUCAUUGUAUAAGGGGAAUGAGCGUCAUCGGAAGCUCUCAACAGGUUCCCUGCAUACAGGACGUAGCUCGCCUCCACCUGGCAGUGUUCCUGAUGGGCAACAGCAGUUUGUACGGCAAGGAUCCUAUGCCAGCAUCCACAGUGAGGGAGAAUUCAUCCCAGAGGCUUUGGAACAAAGUGUUUUGGAUCCGUUCAGCAGUGCUGAGGCAUCGCUGUCUGGAAGUUGUCAGUCGCUGGACAGAUCGAUAGACAGCCCAUCUUUCACCCAGCCUGGAGUUGCGAAGAGUUAUCCUGAUGAAUGCUUCAACUUCAAAGAACCUGCCAACCACUAUUGUGAAAGAGCAGGAAAAGGUGGGACAUAUCCACGGCAGUAUCACGUCUCAAAUCACCGCAAAGACUAUAGUGAUGGGAGAAGAACAUUUCCCCGGAGCUUCAUCCAUCAGGAAAAUCUUUUCCAACUGGUUCCUUCCAGUCGGUCUCACAGUGCGAACGGGGACAGCAUGGGGAGUACCUUGCAGUAUGACGAGAGUCGAACAAUUCGAUGGAGCAGUGAAGACAAAAGUUGCCUCAAAGUUCACGACAGACAUUUGCCUUCAGUGUCAGUAGCCCCUCGAGCUCCCAUCAACUGGAGACUGGGGAAGUUCCUUGGCCGUGGAGCAUUUGGAGAAGUUUACCUGUGCUAUGACGCAGACACAGGCAGGGAACUGGCAGUCAAGCAAGUGGCUUUUGAUGCAGAUAGCCAAGAGACAAGCAAGGAAGUCAAUGCUUUGGAAUGUGAAAUACAGUUACUAAAGAACCUCCAUCACGACAGGAUAGUGCAGUAUUAUGGUUCGCUACGGGAUACAAUGGAAAGAAAAUUGUCUAUCUUUGUAGAAUAUAUGCCAGGAGGUUCUGUCAAGGACCAGUUGAAGGCUUAUGGAGCACUCACUGAGAAUGUAACGCGAAAGUAUACCAGACAGAUUCUAGAAGGGGUUUCCUAUCUCCACAGCAAUAUGAUUGUACACCGAGAUAUAAAAGGUGCCAACAUUUUGAGGGACUCUGCAGGGAAUGUCAAACUGGGUGAUUUUGGAGCCAGCAAACGUUUGCAAACUAUCUGUAUGUCAGGGAUUAAAUCAGUAACCGGAACACCCUACUGGAUGAGCCCUGAGGUUAUCAGCGGUGAAGGAUAUGGAAGGAAAGCAGAUGUCUGGAGUGUGGGGUGCACCAUUGUGGAAAUGUUGACUGAGAAGCCUCCUUGGGCAGAAUUUGAAGCCAUGGCUGCCAUCUUCAAGAUUGCCACCCAGCCAACCAAGCCUCACCUACCAGAUAGUGUCUCAAACUCAUGCCGUGCAUUCCUGAAGCAAAUAUUCGUGGAGGAGAAACGGAGACCAUCUGCAGAAGAACUUCUGAGACAUACAUUUGUUCAGUAUAACCUCUAGUCAAAUGAUCAUUGGAGCUGUGAAGAGUUGGUACCCCACUGAGUAGGACUUUGAAAUUACUCCCAACUCUUAUAAAGAUACUUCCAAAGGAAAAGGCAUUUUAGCUUUGUAUAUAUUUUUUGUAAAAAUAAUACGAAAUACCAAUCAAUGCAAUUGCACAUUCUGCUUUUUUAAAACUUGUUGUGACAUAAUUUUAUCUAUUAGCAAUGUAGGAAGGUGAGUCAGUCACGAGAUAGAAAAACUGGAAAAAUUUGCGGAAGGCUGUUUUUUUUGCCUAAGUGUUAGUUUUGUUCAGAGUUUUUGGAGGGAGUGUUUUUAAUCAUAUCUUACCAAAUUCACCUUGUUAACUACCUACCCCACGCUGUGACACUCCAAUAAUCUGAUUCUAUUUCCCCAUCUUACCUUGGACAUUCCCAGAACAAGUCAUCACUGCCAGAAUAUCACAGAAUUGAUAGUGCCAGCACCAGGGAUGCCAAUGUUUAAAAUGCCUUAGUGCACCCGGAUAAGAGCUGUUGGUCCAGAGCUGCCCUACACUCCUUGACAUUUGCGCUGGGCAUGGCAGACAAGGGACACGUGUUGCCUUGCUUUGCCGGUGGAAAUUCCGCUGGGUUGGGUGGUGCACUUAGCAGGAUAUCCUUUUACCCCGGACCAGCAGAGGAAACUAUGACACCAGUCUGCUCUGGAGUUGCCACUUUGGGUCAGUGCAGUCUCAAAGUCUGGAAGAGCACACAGCAAUGUCUCCAUUCUCCUCUCUGCCAGUGUUAGAGCCACCAUUCACAUUCACCCUAUCUCUGCUACUGUACCCACCUCUCACCAAGGCUCAAGUUUUACCAUUGUCAGUAUGGUCCACAACAUUUUCCCUCACUUACCCACCACAAACUCUGACAACAUGAGCCCCACAUGCCCUCUACACUGCCUACUCACUCACUCGGGACACCUCCUCACCUGAACAAAACAGCUAUGUCACCAACUUUCAACCCCCAUAAAACUUGCUUCACUGUCAUUCUAGGAUGGACACAGCUCACAAUAGGUAAGAAAUAUGUGAUAUAACAAGGUGUAGAGCUGGAUGAACACAGCAGGCCAAGCAGCAUCAGAGGAGCAGGGAGGCUGACGUUCCGGGC
Molecule: messenger RNA, 2885 nt
Organism: Rhincodon typus (whale shark)
Lineage: Eukaryota; Metazoa; Chordata; Chondrichthyes; Orectolobiformes; Rhincodontidae
Gene: map3k22
Product: mitogen-activated protein kinase kinase kinase 22
Exons: 15
Coding region: 1-1764 (587 amino acids)
Biological process (GO): protein phosphorylation
Molecular function (GO): protein binding; ATP binding; protein kinase activity
Source: RefSeq, a predicted model, not a curated record